Molecule: messenger RNA, 4067 nt
Organism: Silurus meridionalis
Lineage: Eukaryota; Metazoa; Chordata; Actinopteri; Siluriformes; Siluridae
Product: exportin-5
Exons: 32
Coding region: 114-3737 (1207 amino acids)
Biological process (GO): protein export from nucleus; RNA export from nucleus
Cellular component (GO): nucleus; cytoplasm; RNA nuclear export complex
Molecular function (GO): small GTPase binding; RNA binding; nuclear export signal receptor activity
Source: RefSeq, a predicted model, not a curated record
CCCAUGAUUCCGCGGGGGGUCGCCGCAGCUGCAUGCACACUGUUGCACGGCAGCUCGGUCAGAGCGCUGGGUUAAAGCGCGUGCAGCUAGGCGGAUAAGCGCGGGGAUCAGGCAUGGCCGAGUCAGUGGGCGCGAUGUGCGAGCAGCUCGUCAAGGCUGUGACCGUCAUGAUGGACGCGGAAUCCAAUCAGCGGUACCGCCUGGAGGCUCUGAAGUUUUGCGAGGAAUUCAAGGAAAAAUGUCCUUAUUGCAUACCAUGUGGCCUUCAGCUAGCAGACAAAUCGCAGCCGGCGGUGGUGAGACAUUUUGGUCUACAAAUUCUGGAGCACGUUAUCAAGUUUCAGUGGAACAACAUGGAACAGCACGAGAAAGUUCAUUUGAAAGACUGCGCCAUGGAGAUGCUGACUAACGGAACGUUUCCCAUCUUGGAGGAGGAGAGUCACAUUAAAGACGCUCUGUCGAGGAUUGUUGUGGAGAUGAUCAAGAGAGAGUGGCCUCAGCAGUGGCCAGAUAUGCUGAAAGAGAUGGAAACGCUCACUACCUUCGGGGACACUCAGACUGAGCUGGUGAUGCUGAUCCUGCUGCGGCUGGCCGAGGACGUGAUCACGUUCCAGACUCUUCCUCAGCAGAGGCGCAGAGACAUCCAGCACACGCUGACGCAGAACAUGGACGGCAUCUUCAGUUUCCUUCUGAACAUCCUGCAGCAGCACGUCGACGAGUACAGGAAACUGAAAAUAAAUCCAGGACAGGAGUUAAAGGCCAAAGCUCACUGUCGAGUCAGCGUGACCACCCUGAACACUCUGGCCGGCUACAUCGACUGGGUCGCCCUGGUUCACAUCACAAACAACAGCUGUCAUUUACUGGAGAUCCUCUGCCUUCUUCUGAGUGAACCAGAGCUUCGGCUGGAGGCUGCUGAGUGUUUGCUCAUUGCAGUCAGCAGGAAAGGGAAACUGGAAGACAGGAAGCCCUUCAUGGUGCUCUUUAAAGACGUGGCCAUGCACUACAUUCUUUCGGCCGCCCAGUCAGCGGAAGUGGGGCUCAGCGAGACGAGAUACACUUUCCUGAAGAGGUUAUGUCAAGUGCUCUGUGCUCUUGGCAGUCAGCUCUGUGCCUUGGUGGGCUCGCCUGCAGAAGUAGAGGUUCCAGCCAACCUGAGUAAAUACUUGGAAGCAUUCCUGGCCUUCACUACUCACCCCAGUCAGUUCCUCAGAUCUUGCACUCAGACCACCUGGGGAAACAUGUUCAGACAUGAGGUUUUAUCGAAGGAGCCCGUUAUUACACAGAUGACGGUUAAAUAUUUAAAUGCGACCAUGACCAACCUCGUGAAGACGGGAUUCCCGUCGAAGAACGACAGCCCGACUUGCGAUUACGCCCGCGUGGACUUCGACAGCGACGAGGACUUCAACGCUUUCUUUCACUCUUUCCGGGCCCAGCAGGGUGACGUUAUUCGUCAUUCCUGUAAGAUCGCGCCCCUUGAAGCCUUCCAGAUUGCUGCCGAAUGGUUAAAGUAUCAGAUCAACUCGCCCUCUAACAGCGGAAACGCUCUGUCUAAACCAGGUGAAGGGACGUGCUCGACGUUUUCGCCCACCGCUGUGCAGUGGGAGGCCAUGACCUUUUUCACAGAGAGUGUGAUGGGCCAACUUUUCAAAGUCCUGGAGAAAGAGAAGUUGCCUGUCGAUCAAGGCAUGGAGCUGCUACAAGCCGUAGUGAGCUACGAGACGCGAGAUCCUGUCGUUUUGUCCUGCGUACUCACCAACCUGUCCACCUUCUUCCCCUUUGUCUUGCAUCGCCCAGAACUUCUACCACAAGUGUUCUUUAAGCUGUUUCCUGCCAUCACAUUCGAAGUGGUAGAAGAAAGCAAGGCUCCUCGAACCCGAGCGGUGAAGAACGUCAGAAGACACGCCUGCUCCUCCAUCAUCAAGAUGUGUCGAGAUUAUCCAGAGUUUAUCCUGCCAUCCUUUGACCUGCUCUACACUCGCGUGAAGGAGCUGUUCAUCAACGAGCUGCUGCUAACCCAGAUGGAGAAGUGUGCACUCAUGGAGGCGCUGGUGCUGAUCAGCAACCAGUUUAAGGACUACAGCAAGCAGAAGGCCUUCUUAGUGGAGCUCAUGGGCGCCGUGACGGCACGCUGGCUCUCGGAGGAGAUGCGCAGCGUAUUAUCAGAUCCAGCCAGCUUCAUUACGUUUAUUGGCGCCGAUCAGGUCAACCCUCAACCCGGCACUGAGGAUCAGAUGGGAAUCAACAGGUCAAGGAUUAGUUUUUGUGUGUAUACCAUCCUGGGCGUGGUGAAGCGAGCACACUGUCCUACGGAUGUCGAGGAAGCCAAAGCCGGGGGUUUUGUAGUGGGCUACACUCCAGCUGGAGCACCGAUCUACAGAAACCCUGCCUCAGAGCCCCUCCUGGCUCUGCUUCCAAAUCUGCUCACCCUCAUCAGGACCCACAACAGCUUAUUUCUACCAGAGAAUCUAGCUCGACUCAGCGAGACCUUCAGCCGAGUCUAUGAUGUCAUGGACGUGGAGAAGAAUCUCAUUUUAGGAAUCACUCAGCCGCUGCUGGACAUGUACGACUCUCCAGUGUAUAGAAGCUCACUAGAGCGGUUACAAGGCUUCUUCUGCACCCUCUACGACAACUGUUACCAUGUGCUCGGUCACGCCGGCCCGGCCCUGCUGCAGGACUUUUAUACCAUAGAGGGUCUGGCCGAACAGUUGGCCGGCUCGGCCUUCCUCCACCUGGAGCACGUUCCUGACCAUAGACUUCGCCCUAUGCUUCGGGUGUUCAUGAAACCGCUGGUCACGUCCUGUCCUCCCGAAUAUUACGAGACUCUUCUCUGUCCACUGCUCCGCCUUCUGUUGUGUCAUCUGCUGCAGAGACUGAACCUCCGCUGGCAGAUCAUCAACCAGAGGACGAGCGUAUGUGGGCCGGAUGACGACGAGGCUUAUGAGGAGAAUCAGGUGUCUCAGGAAAUGCUGGAAGAUCGGCUAGUGCGCUUGGUCACGCGAGAGGUCAUGGAUCUCCUCAGUGUUUCGUGCAUAUCGAGAAAGCUGCCGGAAUCAGGAGCAAACCGAGAAGAUGCUGAUGGGGAUGAGGAAAUGAUGGCAACCGAUUCCACUCCGCUGAACACAUCACAUACUUCAGAUGAGCUCACAGAACUGGGCAAGUGUCUCCUUAAACAUGAGGACGUCUACAUGAAUCUGCUGGCGAUCUCAUUUAACUCUCUGUCAUGGAGAGACACCAGUAACUGUCAGCGAGCCGCUACGCUUAUCUGCUGGACAUUGCUCAGACAGGUUGUAGGUUCAAAUUUGCUCCCGGAUGCCGUGACGUGGCUGUACACCAGAGUGCUGAGCGGCCUGCAGAUGCACGGCCAGCACGAGGGCUGCAACGCCGCACUAACGCAGCUCGCCCUGCUCAUCUACGAUGCUCUGCGGCCUCAAUACGCAGAGCUGCGUUCCAUCAUGAACCAGAUCCCCAACAUCCAGCCUGACCUGCUCGAGCAGUUCGAUCAAAAAACCAUCAACCCCGCGUUGCAGAAAAUCGGCGAAAAAAAGAGAAAAGACCAGUUUAAGAAGCUCAUCGCAGGAGCUGUGGGGAAACCUCUCGGGCAGCAGUUUAAGAAGGAGGUCCACAUACGGAACCUUCCCUCUCUCUUUAAGAAGGUGAAACCUAACAAAGACGUGGUGGCAAACAGCGAGAACACCGGAUUGGUCGCUCUCUUUUCACCUGAACACGACGAUCAUUAGGGAUAGUUUUGUUUUGUUUUUUACCUUAAUUGAACACUUUAUUACAUCCUGCCCUACAAGCUGGGUGAUAUAACUUUUUUUUUUUUUUUUUUUUUUCUCCCAUAAAUUGGAUUAUGAAUUGUUUUAUGUUGAACCACAUAGGAAUUAAAGGGAUGUUUAAGGAGAAGCAAGGGAAAAAGUUCAAGAGCGACAUUCCAUCCUAUUCAUUCACUAGAACUUUUUUUUCCAGUGAAACACUAACGGCAGCGAGUUGUUAUUGUACAGGAGGCAGUAUGUAAAAUGUGUCGUGUUUCUAUUUGGAUGUUUUUAAUAAAUGUAGAUUUAAAGGUC